Molecule: messenger RNA, 2331 nt
Organism: Parnassius apollo (apollo)
Lineage: Eukaryota; Metazoa; Arthropoda; Insecta; Lepidoptera; Papilionidae
Source: the annotation of a GenBank genome assembly
AUGUUGGAGGAUGUCCCAGUGCACGGAAGUCGGAGCAAUCUUAGGAGCCCAAAGGUCGCGACGCAUCAGCGAAACCUUAGCUUGGAUUUCAGACAUGUGACGGGCUCGAGCGGGCCCCCGGCGGGAUGCGGCCACCAGAGGAACCGUUCCCUGGACUCUGUUCUCCAGAGGAUACCGGAGGAUAUGACGCCGACCUCGCCCGAUGGUGCGCCGCUUCGUACGCCUGUUGAACCGUCCGCGCCAAGACUCGCCUUGCCACCAGAAGUCCCAGCAGGUUCCGAUGACUCGGGCAUUCACACUCCACCCGAUUUCAAUGACGAAGAGAGACCCCAACCUCGGGCUGCCGCCCGAUCGCGGGAAAGUCUUGACUCAGGCAAUCCAGAGGAGACGGAAAAGCCACCUGAUCCGCCCGAUACGAUAGGACCGCCCAUCACAACCGAUGAAUCGUCCGCCGAAUCUUCCAAACAUAAAGACUUCUUACUAAGACUCUUCGAGAGCAACCUGUUUGAUAUGAGUAUGGCAAUCUCAUAUCUUUUUACCUCUAAAGAAUCGGGCGUGCAGACCUACCUGGCCAACAAACUGUUCUCGUUCCCACACGAGGACGUGGACUUCUAUCUGCCACAACUUGCGACGAUGUAUAUAGAGAUGGGUGACGUCGCAGACCUUCUUCGGCCGUAUCUAGUUUAUAGGUGCAAACAGAGCGCUGAGUUUUCUUUACGCCUCGUGUGGUUGUUGACGGCCUUUGGAGGUGAGUCAAGGAGAUCUAAAGCGAUUAAGUUAAGAGAUUCGAUUCUUGCUGAAGAGAUAAGACCAGCGGCGAGGAGAGGUCACCACAGAUCGCAGUCUGACGCGUCUGCCUUGAGGAUUGCAACGCCAUCUGGAAGGCAUUUAGGUGACUUGGCGUCGGGAAGGGCUUUCGAUAACGGCUGCCUCUGUGGGGACCAGUGCUCCUGCGGGGCGCCUAGAUUAGCACCACAAAUACAGUUUCUCACGGCCCUUACGAACAUCGGUCGGCGUCUGGCCAGCGUCGCGGACAAAGAGCGAAGGAACGGUAGACUUCGAGCCGAGUUGGCGACACUGGAUUUGAACCUGCCAGCACGAGUUUGGCUUCCACUGCACAAACGACCACACUACGUGCUACGGAUACCACCGCACGCUGCCGCCGUGCUAAAUAGCAAGGACAAGGCGCCGUACAUAAUUGCGCUGGACGACGUGGAUGCCGGAGACUGCUGGAGUCACGAUGAUGACGAUCUCGGCGCCCACUAUCCAACGAGAGCGCCGGCGCCUGACAGUCUAUCUCAGAUGUCGGGCUUGUCUGUGGCGUCGGUGCAGUCGGGUCACUCGGCGUCGUCGUGCGGGUCGCGCGAGUCGCUGGCGGUGGGCGCGGGCGAGGUGCGGCGGCGGCUGGCCGACGCGACGGCCGCGCGCCCGCCCAACGCCUUCCGCCACGACCCCGCCGACCCCUCUGCGCUCGCGCUCAAGGAGUCGUGGGAGAGCAAACUGGCGCGCAUGCGCGGCGCGUCGCCGUACGGCGCGCUGGGCGGCUGGCGGCUGCUGGGCUGCAUCGUGAAGGUGGGCGAUGACCUGCGCCAGGAGCUGCUGGCCGCGCAGCUGCUGCGCCGUCUGCGCGCCGCCUGGGACGCCGAGCGCGUGCCGCUCAAGCUGCACCCCUACGAGAUCCUCUGCCUCGACCGCGAGUGCGGUCUCAUACAGCCCGUGCUGAAUUCUGUGUCGUUACACCAAAUCAAGAAGCAAUCGGGCAAGUCACUUCGCGCGUGGCUGGAGCUGGAGCACGGGCCGCCCACUAGCGAAGGCUUCCUGCGCGCGCAGCACAACUUCGUGGAGUCCGCUGCCGCCUACGCGCUAACUAGCUACCUGCUACAGCUCAAGGACAGACAUAAUGGAAACAUUUUACUGGACAGCGCAGGCCACAUCAUUCACAUUGACUUUGGAUUCAUUUUCUCGACGUCUCCGAAGAAUCUAGGUUUUGAAAGUUCACCUUUCAAGCUGACUCAAGAGUUUGUAGAAGUGAUGGACGGCGAGGAGUCAGAUAUGUUCCAGUACUUCAAAAUUCUAAUACUUCGCGGUCUCAUCGCAGCUCGAAAACAUUCUGACCAGAUUAUACAUCUCGUCGAAAUUAUGCGCAUGGGCGGGCAGCUGGCGUGCCUGCGCAGUAGCGGCGCGGUGUCCGCGUUCCGCGCGCGCUUCCACCCGGGCCGCACCGAGUUGCAGCUCACGGCGCUCGUGGACCGCCUGGUGCGCGACGCGCUGCGCUCGCUCUCCACGCGCCUCUACGACAACUACCAGUACUACACCAACGGCAUACUCUAG